AUGGGUCCAGCAGGUGCUGUCCUUUUUAACAGAAUGGUCAGAGUGCGGCUCCUCGAGAAGGCGGCUUCUGGGGAAGCAGGAGAGCAGCUGGGGAUUUCCUUCUGGACGCAGGAAAUUGAGCAGCGUAUUAAACAAGAAGGAUAUUUACAGGACUCCACACUAGUCGACGUCAGACAGAAACAGCACAGCUUAAAGGAGCCUGAAAACUGCGAUUUUUGCUGCAUCCUUGCAGUGCAGCCAGAAGAGGAAGGUCCUCACUGUGUUGGUGACUCUGUCUACAGUACCCUCCACAUCACGGUAGAAGAGAAGGCCAGGGCUGCCAAGAAAAGACCUGAAUCUGGACAAGAAGGCGAGAACCAGAGGGCGGUCGCGGCGGCAGGGUGUCGGCUACAGAGUUUUAGCCUAGCUGGCAAGCGAGCAACGUCCACCUCGGUGUGUGCACGAGCACAUGGAAGUGUUGUGAAGAGUGAAGACUGUGCUCUCCCCAAUUGUGUCGACCGUCGUGACUAUCCCUUGCCUGAUGUGGCCCACGUCAAGAACCUGUCCGCCAGCCAGAAAGCCUUGAAAGAGACGGAGAAGGCCCCCUGGAGCAGCCUCUCCACUGAUGAGCAAGUUGAAUUGCGUCGCAGUAAGUCCAGCGAGAGCUUUGCUGAAAUGAGCAGGAGCACGAACGAGUGGAAGACGGUUGCGGGCGCUGCCACGUUCUUCAUCGGCUUCGCUGCUCUCCUCCUGAUCUGGGAGAAGCACUGUGUGCACGGCCCCGUCCCGCACAGCUCUGAAGGGGCGUGGGCGGCCAAGCAGACCACGAGGAUGCUCCACAUGACGGUCAGCCCCAUCCAGGGCUUCUCUGCCAAGUGGGACUACGACAGGAACAAGUGGAAGAAAUAAGAACCCGCCGUCACCGUAUCCCAACCUCACCUUUUCCGUCACCUCCACGC
Ceratotherium simum simum (southern white rhinoceros) is the source of this 938-nucleotide messenger RNA. Its product is annotated as cytochrome c oxidase subunit 4 isoform 1, mitochondrial-like. Gene Ontology annotation, cellular component: respiratory chain complex IV. Lineage: Eukaryota; Metazoa; Chordata; Mammalia; Perissodactyla; Rhinocerotidae. The record is from RefSeq and is a predicted model, not a curated record. Gene Ontology annotation, biological process: mitochondrial electron transport, cytochrome c to oxygen.